AUGGCAUUUCUCGGCUACGGAGCUGUCGCCGCUCUAGGCGGUGCAUUCAUCUACGCCAAUCUUCCAACCUACCUGACCAUUGGAGCCGUGGCUCCGAAAUUCGCUCAUUUGGCAACAGCCAAGCUUAUUCCAAUCAAAGGAGGGCCCAGAGAAAUCGAGACUAUUGAUAAGAGCGAGCAGUUUACGGCCAACGAGCUCUUCCAAAAGGGACCUAUCAUGGUUAUGGCUGUGCGCCGCCCGGGAUGCAUGCUCUGCCGUCGCGAGGCUGCCGAAUUGCACACCUUACUUCCACUUCUCAAAGAGAAGGGAAUCGGAUUGGCUGCCGUUGUGCACGAAUCCCGUGGCGCCAACGAAUUCAAAUCGUACUUCUCGGGAGGCGACGUCUAUUUGGACACCGAGAGAACGUUCUACGGACCAAACGAGCGUUGGCUGCCCCAUUGGGUCGGCUUCCUUCGUUUCGGAACCUACUCGAAUGUCUAUAAGGCAAAGAAGGCGAAGGUUGAAGGAAAUAUGGAGGGAGAAGGAAGACUUCUGGGAGGCGUCUACCUAAUUGCCAACAACGACAUCGUCUACACUCAUCUGGAAAAGGAGUGGGGAGACGCCGCCAACAUCGACGAAGUUCGUGCUGCCAUUGAGACUUUCAAUGUAAAGACUAAAUAA
This is a messenger RNA of Caenorhabditis briggsae, 660 nucleotides long. The record is from RefSeq and is a predicted model, not a curated record. The transcript has 4 exons. Bases 1 to 660 code for a protein of 219 amino acids. Lineage: Eukaryota; Metazoa; Nematoda; Chromadorea; Rhabditida; Rhabditidae.